AUGGGUGUUGAAAAAGCAAGGAGUGUUGUUUUUGGUGACUAUUCAUCAUCAUUUGACGAUCUUCGUUGGUGUGUUGAUGCAGCUAAUGAUUGUAAUCUGGGGAGUGUUUUUGAUAUGGAAUUUGAUGUUGAUAGUAAAGGAAGACGUUUCAAAUGCUUUUUUUUCGCUUUUGAGGCAUGUAUUCAUGGUUUCAAGUAUUGUCGGCCUGUGUUGAUGCUUGAUGGAACUUUCUUAAAAGGAAGACACAAAGGUUGUUUAUUGGCUGCUACGGCAAAAGACAGUAACCAAGUUUUAUAUCCAUUACGUUUUGCCAUUGUUGAUAGCGAAAGUUAUGACAGUUGGCAUUGGUUCUUGUCAAAGUUAUUUGUUAUUUUGACUCCAAGGAGGGAUGUUGUGUUUGUUACUAAUCGGCAUGGCGGUUUGCUGAAAGCUUUAGCUGAGAUCUUUCCAUUUUCUUCUCAUUCUUUUUGUCUUAUGCAUUUGAAGACAAACUUGAAUAUGUAUUUGACAAUGAAGAGUCGUGAAUCUAAAGAUGUUCAAAAGUUUCUUAAGAAUUUGCCUAAUGAGUGUUGGUGUAACGCUUAUUUUCAAGGCAAGAGGUAUGGUGAAAUGUGCACAAAUGUUGCGGAGUCUUUUAAUUCAUGGAUUAGGGAUGAGCGCCAUUUGUUUUCAACUAGUUUUGUUGAUGCUAUAUGGAUAGUUAAGAAAUGUAGUGAUGACAUUUAUGAAAUCCAAUUGGAUCAUUCAGUUAUGGUUGAUAUUGGGAAACGUUCUUGUUCUUGUCGAUUAUGGGAAAUUGAUUCUUUUCCUUGCAAACAUGGUUUUUGUGCUAUAAAGAGGAGUGGGAAGGAUCUGAAUUAUUUUCUUGAUGAUUACUACCGUGUUUGUAGUUAUUGUGAUUCUUAUUCGCAUUCUAUCUAUCCAGUUCCAAGUAUGUGGAAGCCAAAUGUAGUUGUUGAUGAUGACAUUGUUUUACCUCCUCUUUGUAAGAGACCAGCUGGAUGUCUAAGAACAGAGAUGAUACCUUCUAAGGGCGAAAUCAAGAGAAUUAGGUUCAGUAGGUGUGGAAAGAUGGGAACUCAUAAUUAG
This is a messenger RNA of Camellia sinensis, 1089 nucleotides long. NCBI's taxonomy places the organism in Eukaryota, Viridiplantae, Streptophyta, Magnoliopsida, Ericales, Theaceae. The record is from RefSeq and is a predicted model, not a curated record.